Micropterus dolomieu (smallmouth bass) is the source of this 1429-nucleotide messenger RNA. RefSeq names its product trichohyalin-like. The coding region runs from base 104 to 1360 and encodes 418 amino acids. NCBI's taxonomy places the organism in Eukaryota, Metazoa, Chordata, Actinopteri, Centrarchiformes, Centrarchidae. The record is from RefSeq and is a predicted model, not a curated record. The transcript has a single exon.
UCCAAAGAUCAAAGUCACUGAGUGAACACAUUUUAAUCCUUCAACUCUUCAAUCUAAUAUCUGGAUCAUUUACAACUGAGCUUCGUGUACAGAGCCCAGAAAAAUGGAUAUGGACUUAGAAGCAGUCAUUCAACAACUUGAAGGCAUUAAUAUCCAACUGCAAAGGUAUCCGAAACAAGAUCAGAAAAAUCUACUGGCAGAGCACCAUGAAAAUAGCCGAACUCAGAAAGAAUUGGAUGCAGUGCCCAACGCUAUGACAGUGGCAACAGAAGCCAUUUUAAUAGCCAAGGAAGCUUUGGGAAAAGAACUUCAGCAGCUAAACCAGAUGCGACCUGACAAAGCCUGGGAUGAGAAGUGUAAGAACAUCAAAGCAGAGCACUUAGCAGCAAGCCAGCAAAAUGGGGCACUGCAACAACAAAUUCAGGAGCUCAGGGAAAAACUCAAAAAUGAACCAGCUUUCGACGAAAUGUAUGAUCAACUGAAAGCAGAGAAUGCGGCGAUUAGCCAGCAAAAUGACAACCUGAGACAAGAGAUUCAGGAGAUAGCCAAAGAUCUCCGUAAUGAAAAGGCUCAGCAAGAAAUUGUUGAUCAAAUGGAAGUGUCAAAAGUGGCCAUCAGCCAGCAGAACGCUGCACUGAAAGAACAAUGGCAGAAGAUCUCCAAAGAUUAUGAAGAUGAAAAGAUGUCCAGAUUCAGGUAUAAUGAGAGGUUGCACAUCGUGGACUUUAUGCGCAAAGAAAAUGAAGACCUCCAACUACUCAUUCAGACCUUUACCAGAAGGAUCCAGAACAGAAAAGCCAUGAAGGACAAGUAUAAAGCCCUGAAAUCAGAAAAAAAAGCUGUUUCUGCAAAAAAAAAUGAGCUUCUUAAAGAACUUCGUUCGCUCAACUCAAAGCGUGAUAGCAUGCCAGACUAUGAAGACAAGUUUGAUCUACUGAGAGAGGAGACAGGAGCCUUAAGACAACAAAACGAUAAACUCCAUCGAGAAAUCAAAAAGUGCAUUGAGGAGAUGGAAAACAAAACCGUCAUAAAGGAAAUGUAUAAAGAAUUGAAAGUACAGAAAAAGAGUCUAACUCAGCAAAAUAACAUCCUGAAAAAAGAAAUUCAGGAGGUGGAGAAAAGGCUUGUAAAGGAACAAGCUUUGGUAGACAGGAAUAAUGUCAUGAAAGAAGAAAAUGAAGCCUUGAUCCAACAAAACUACACAUUACAACUCGAGGUUAAAGAGCUCUACGCCAGACUACAAAGUGAACAAAUGCUGGAGGUCAUGAAUAAAUCGCUGACAAUGGAAAAAGAUGCCAUGGGCCGACGAAAUGACGUACUUCGACAAGAGGUCCAGGAGCUCAAUAAAAAGUUUUGCUGAAAACAAAAAAGGGUAGGGAUAAAACUCCAGCCUCACACAAAAAGGUGCUGGUUCAAUUCCUGGGCCUGA